Molecule: messenger RNA, 3249 nt
Organism: Odontomachus brunneus
Lineage: Eukaryota; Metazoa; Arthropoda; Insecta; Hymenoptera; Formicidae
Product: integrin alpha-9-like
Exons: 9
Coding region: 34-3210 (1058 amino acids)
Biological process (GO): cell-cell adhesion; cell-matrix adhesion; integrin-mediated signaling pathway
Cellular component (GO): external side of plasma membrane; integrin complex
Molecular function (GO): integrin binding
Source: RefSeq, a predicted model, not a curated record
UGACCAGAACUUUUCGAUAGAUAACGCUCUAAGAUGUUAAGCGCGACGAACUUGGCAGUGUAUUCACACAUACGAGCUUUCGUUAUCGUGCUGAUAAUCCUGCGAUACAAUCCGUUGGCGUACAAUAUAAACUCGCGCAGUGUCCAAAUAUUCAACUAUCCCGUGACUGCAUCGUCACUUCGGCGCGGCAGUUAUUUCGGCUUCUCGGUAGCCCUGUAUGCAGGUACGGACAAUUCCUUGGUGCUCGUCGGAGCACCGCGGGCGAACUCCACGAGAUUACACAAUGUCAAGGAACCGGGAACAGUUUUCCAGUGUGCGAUGAACGGCGUGUGCAAAGAAUGGUUGGUCGAUCAAUCCGUGAACGGUGUGUAUCCUCGCAACAGACGAAUCAAGCAAAUUAAGGAUAACGCAUGGAUCGGUGCGACCAUCGCUGUGGAGAAUAAGACAAUAGCCAGAGUUGUGGUUUGCGGACCGCGGUGGAAAAUGAGCAGGUACCAUUAUAUAUACGGUAUUUGUUACGGGACACUGGCUACCAAUAUUGAUGCAUUCAAGAGAGAAGCGCAGCAGCAUUGGUUACCAACCUACGACAGUCCCAGGCAGAUAAAAGUGUCCCCCUACAUCUACAACUAUGCGUAUAGCCAAGUCGGCUUUUCCUUGCACAUGAAUUCACGAAAUUACGACGUAGAUAUCGCGCUGGGUGCCCCAGGCAUGUUCGGCUGGGAAGGCGAUGCGAUAUUAAUUACCAAUGCAUUUAACAAGUCUACUUCGCACACGAUAAUUGCCUCAGUCGUUGGAGAGACAUGGCUUGAUAUUCACAAUUAUUUCGGAUACGCCAUAACAUCGGGCGCUUAUUUCAAACAGGGAGACAUGUUGUACGCAACCGGAGCAACGACCGGAAGUAUAAAUUUGCGCGGGAAGGUCUUAGUUUUUAAAUCCAUGGAGAGUAUAAAUUAUAUGAAAGUAGCAAACGCGGUAGAAGGCCAACAAAUCGGGGAGUACUUUGGCGCCGCUCUAACGUCAUGCGACAUUAACAAUGACGGCAAAGAUGAAUUGGUUGUUGGCGCACCGCAAUGGACUAAAGACAUGGACGAAGGCUGCGUUUACAUCUUCACAACGCAACAUAGCGCGAAUCUCAAGUUAUCGACUAAAAUCGAAGGCGAGAUCGCCGGUGGUAGAUUCGGAUCCACCUUAAUGUGCCUGGGUGACGUUGAUUACGACGGCUACGGUGAUAUCGCCAUCGGUGCGCCGUACGAAGAGGAGAGCGGCGGCGCUGUGUACAUAUACAACGGGAAUGUGGAGGGCGUCUUCAAGAGAUACAGUCAGAGAUUGAUCGGUUCGGAUUACUCGCCGCUGAUGCGCGGAUUUGGCAUCUCCAUUUCGGAACCCCGUGACAUCAACGGCGACAAGUACCCCGACAUCGCCGUGGGCGCCUAUCUGUCCGAGAAAGUCGUCCUGCUGAGAACCAUGCCGGUCGUCACGCUGAACGUGACGCUAGCGUACCUGCAAAAGAUUAGAUUGCUGAAAAACACGUCGUCCUUCGUGAUCGACAUGCAGGUGUAUUACGAGGGCGCAUACGUACCCGAGAGUCUGCGAAUCGUUAAGGUCUUGAAAAUCGAUCAAACGCACGGCAGAGUCUCGUAUCAUGAGCAGAGAAGUAACGACGGAAUGUACAGGAUACCAGACAUUCUUUACAAGAAUAGGAAUUUGCGUAGUUCGCACGAGAUACAUUUCAUGGAAGAAAUACAAAACAUACUAGAUCCGUUCGAGAUUUUCGUGUCUGUAGAGCUAGAGGACGAUCUCUCCGCGAGGAACCAGAGUGACAUGUUCUGUACAUCUUGCGUCGUGAUAAACAAAUUUCGGUCGAAAACCAAGGAUCUCGUGAAGUUGCCGUUUGCCGUGGAAUGCGGCGAAGACGAAAUAUGCAUGUCUGAUCUCAGUGUCAUGUUGACCACCGACUUGAAGUCGAACAACCGGUACGUUAUCGGCUCCUCGUCGACGAUCGCGUUGCACAUUGACACUCGCAAUCGAGGCGAGCCAGCCUACCAAGCCAAGGUGCACAUCUUCAUCGAGGCAUUGUCGCUAGCGAAUAUCCCGCCCAAGUGCAUGGAGAACUCGCGUACGAGCUACAUCCUCCACGUGGUCUGCGAUAUCGGCAAUCCUCUGAGAACGAAUAAAAAUUUAACGCUGCAGCUAGACACGAGUAUGGUGACGUAUGACAUCAAGCAGGCAGUGAUACGGGCGAACAUCAGCACUCAUAGCAAUGAGUCGACGUCAAGUGACAACAGCCACGUCACCACCGUGCACUUCGACGUGGACAUGGAUGUAGCGAUCGUCGGGAAAGCACAGGUGAAUUCGUACUCGUACUCACGCGAGAACAAGGAGAUGCCACUCGAAAAUGUGAAGUACCAACACUUCUACGAGAUUCAGAGAUUCGGCGUCAGUCCGAUCGAGGAGGUCACCUUGACCAUGAGGAUUCCGACUCACUGGCAACACAGUACCGGGAACAUCGUGAUCGCCAAUAUCAGUAGCGUCAUCAGCAUCUUGGACGGAUCACCAUUUCAUUGUGGUGAUUUCAAUCACAACGAUGCACCGUUAAUCGACGAUUCUACAAUCGCGUCUCUUGCACUCGUGACCAAUUCGUCGUACAUCGCGAGCAACAACACGCACGCAAACUUUAGCAGCGGGGAGAAUACACUGAUCGACGUGCCGCCCGCAAACAGAACGUUGUACGUUAACUGCACGAACAAUUCGGUGCGAUGCAAGCAAAUCAGUUGUAAAGUAGGACCGUUCCCGAACACCUUGUCCGUCGCGAAGCUGCUGAUAACGCUGGAUCUGCAAGUACUGAAUUUUCACGCCACUUUGAUGAAGGACAAAGACAUCGUAUUUUACGUGUCCGAAGGUAAUGUUAUCAUAACGCAGCCGUACAAUAUUAUCCAGAGACAUGGUCAUAAGCCGGAUGCUGCUUUCGUUGCUACAACAUUUGUAGGCACGCCGGUGGCUGAGCGAAUAGCCAUGUGGAUAUUAGCACUUUCGAUAGCGCUAGGAAUUAUACUGCUGCUACUGCUAAUCUUGGGUUUGAUAAAGGUCGGGUUCUUCAAUAGGAAGAAGAAAAUGGAGCUCGAGGCAUUGAAGGCCGAAUCUGACGUAUGUUUAGCAUUCUCGCAAUGUUCCGUAAAUGAAAAUUUCGAUUCAUUUGGUAUCAUCUACUGAACUGUAAUUGGCAUUUCAGAAAAAAUAUAACGUAGUGCU